This is a messenger RNA of Henningerozyma blattae CBS 6284, 1692 nucleotides long. Its product is annotated as alpha-keto acid decarboxylase family protein. Lineage: Eukaryota; Fungi; Ascomycota; Saccharomycetes; Saccharomycetales; Saccharomycetaceae. Gene Ontology annotation, molecular function: thiamine pyrophosphate binding; carboxy-lyase activity; magnesium ion binding. The transcript has a single exon. The coding region runs from base 1 to 1692 and encodes 563 amino acids. The record is from RefSeq and is a predicted model, not a curated record.
AUGGCUGAAAUUACUUUAGGUAAAUAUUUAUUCGAAAGAUUGAACCAAGUUAAAGUCCAAACCAUCUUUGGUUUACCAGGUGACUUCAACUUAUCUUUAUUAGAUAAGAUUUACGAAGUCCCAGGUAUGAGAUGGGCUGGUAACGCUAACGAGUUGAACGCUGCCUACGCUGCCGAUGGUUACGCAAGAAUCAAGGGUAUGGCCUGUUUGAUCACCACUUUCGGUGUUGGUGAAUUAUCUGCUUUGAACGGUAUUGCUGGUUCUUACGCUGAACACGUCGGUGUCUUACACGUUGUUGGUGUCCCAUCCUUAUCCUCUCAAGCUAAACAAUUAUUGUUACAUCACACUUUAGGUAACGGUGAUUUCACUGUUUUCCACAGAAUGUCCGCUGAAAUUUCUGAAACUACUGCUAUGAUCACUGACAUUGCCACUGCCCCAGCUGAAAUUGAUAGAUGUAUUAGAACCACCUACGUUAAGCAAAGAACUGUUUACUUAGGUUUACCAGCUAACUUGGUUGACUUAACUGUCCCAGCUUCCUUAUUGGAAACCCCAAUUGACUUAUCUUUGAAACCAAAUGAUGCUGAAGCUGAAAACGAAGUUAUUGAAACUGUUUUGGAAUUAGUCAGAGAAGCUAAGAACCCAAUCAUCAUUGCUGAUGCUUGUUGUUCUAGACACGAUGUCAAGAGUGAAACUGAAGAAUUGAUCAACGCUACUCAAUUCCCAUCUUUCACCACCCCAAUGGGUAAAGGUUCCAUCAACGAAAGACACCCAAGAUUUGGUGGUGUUUACGUCGGUACCUUAUCUAGACCAGAAGUUAAGGCUGCUGUUGAAUCUGCCGAUUUAGUCUUAUCUGUCGGUGCUUUAUUGUCUGAUUUCAACACUGGUUCUUUCUCUUACGCUUACAAGACCAAGAACAUUGUUGAAUUCCAUUCUGACCACAUCAAGGUUAAGAACGCUACUUUCCCAGGUGUUCAAAUGAAAUUUGUCUUACAAAAAUUAGUUUCUAAGAUUGGUGCUGCCAUCAAGGGUUACAAACCAGUUGCUGUCCCAGCUGGUAUCCCAGCCAACAAAGAAGUUCCAGCCAACACUCCAUUGAAACAAGAAUGGUUAUGGAACCAAUUAGGUAACUUCUUACAAGAAGGUGAUAUUGUCUUAACUGAAACCGGUACCUCUGCUUUCGGUAUUAACCAAACCACUUUCCCAAAGGAUACCUACGGUAUCUCUCAAGUCUUAUGGGGUUCAAUUGGUUUUACUGGUGGUUGUGUUUUAGGUGCUGCUUUCGCUGCUGAAGAAAUCAACCCAAAUAAGAGAACUAUCUUAUUCAUUGGUGAUGGUUCUUUACAAUUAACUGUUCAAGAAAUCUCCACUUUGAUCAGAUGGAACUUGAAACCAUACUUAUUCGUCUUGAACAACAACGGUUACACCAUUGAAAAGUUGAUUCACGGCCCAACCGCUCAAUACAAUGAAAUCCAAGGCUGGAACCACUUACAAAUCUUACCAACCUUCGGUGCUAAAGAUUACGAAGCCUUAAGAGUUGCUACUACCGGUGAAUGGAUCAAGUUGACCACUGACAAGGCUUUCCAAAAGAACUCCAAGAUUAGAAUGAUCGAAAUCAUGUUACCAGUUAUGGACGCCCCAUCUAACUUGGUUGCUCAAGCAAAGUUAACUGCUGCUACUAACGCUAAACAAUAG